AUGAUCCAUUCAGUAUUGAUAUUCCGUACCUCACAAGAAUGUUCAUUUAUAACACCACCUUCUUUAUUAGAAGAUCUAGAUGAUAUUAAAGUGAUAUAUCGACAUUAUGCAACAUUAUAUUUCGUAUUUAUUGUCGAUGAUCAAGAAUCAGAAUUGGGAAUAUUGGAUUUAAUUCAAGUAUUUGUUGAAUGUUUAGAUAAAUGUUUUACUAAUGUUUGUGAAUUAGAUUUAGUGUUUGGAUGGCAAGUUUUACAAACUGUUUUAGAGGAAAUUGUUCAAGGGGGAAUGGUUAUAGAUACUAAUAUUAGUAGAAUUGUCGCCGCGGUUGAUGAUGCCAAUAGUCAGAAGAAUGGUGGUAUGGCUAGUUCGGCAAGUGGUAUUAGUUCGUCAAUAUUACUGUCAUUUUCACGAGAUCGUGGGUUUUGGGGUAGGUAG
Messenger RNA from Hemisphaericaspora subhashii, 435 nucleotides. It is a transcript of the gene APS3, whose product is annotated as Aps3p. The transcript has 2 exons. Gene Ontology annotation, cellular component: membrane coat; intracellular membrane-bounded organelle. Bases 1 to 435 code for a protein of 144 amino acids. Gene Ontology annotation, biological process: intracellular protein transport; vesicle-mediated transport. The record is from RefSeq and is a predicted model, not a curated record. NCBI's taxonomy places the organism in Eukaryota, Fungi, Ascomycota, Pichiomycetes, Serinales, Debaryomycetaceae.